This is a messenger RNA of Chaetomium fimeti, 2571 nucleotides long. RefSeq lists its product as uncharacterized. Gene Ontology annotation, molecular function: polyubiquitin modification-dependent protein binding. The annotation marks the transcript as partial. Lineage: Eukaryota; Fungi; Ascomycota; Sordariomycetes; Sordariales; Chaetomiaceae. Gene Ontology annotation, cellular component: VCP-NPL4-UFD1 AAA ATPase complex. The transcript has a single exon. The record is from RefSeq and is a predicted model, not a curated record.
CAACGACACCCGAAAACAGUUUAUCCAUCUUCCAGAGCGAUUCAGACGCACUCUUAGCAACCAACUCGCUUCAACCUCGAUAUUUCCACUCUCUUCUUCCUCCGUGCACCCUUUCUCAAGCGGAACGGAACGUCCAGAAUCCCCACUAUCGAUAUCGCCCCCCAACCGGCGCCCGAUUUCAGAUCGAGAACCUCCAUACCUACCCAGAUAUCGACCUCUCUAAACAUGAGCGAUCAGCCGGCCCAACUCAGAUGGUCGGCUCAACUCCGCGUUGCACACCCGUCGCGCGUAGCAGCGAAGAACUUGCGGGGAGACAAAAUCCUCCUGCCGCAGUCCGCCCUCGAGCAGCUACUUGCUGCCUCCACAACAACCGGCCCUUCGACGUCACAUAACUUCACCGCAUCGGAUCCGUCUAACCCCUACUCUGUGGCCAAUGCACGACAAGAGCUCUCCCAGUAUCGUGAGAACUACCAACAACUACCUAACCCGUUAAUGUUCCAGCUGGUCAACCCAACAACCGGGAACACUGUCCAUGCUGGGAUUCGCGAGUUUUCGGCUGACGAAGGUGAGGUGGCUUUGAGUCCCCAUAUCCUCGAAGCCCUCGGGAUACAAGAGUGGGAUGUGCAGAACAGCAAGGCCCCGCCAGUCGAGGACGGUGUGCUGGACUAUAUAUCCGAGGUCGACUUUGGGUCCGACGAUGGUGAUGGAAAUGGGAAUGGGGCCCCUCAAAUUACCAUCAAGGCGAAACACCUUCCAAAGGGUACCUCUGUGCGACUUCGACCCCUCGAGGCUGGCUACGACCCCGACGAUUGGAAGCCUCUGCUGGAGAGACAGCUCCGCGCAGAUUUUACCACACUCACAAAGGACUCGAUGCUAUCGAUUCAGGGUGCGAAGGGGGAGGAGUUCCGUUUCUUGACGGACAGGUUCCAGCCUGAAGGAGACGGUAUCUGUGUAGUUGAUACGGACCUCGAGGUGGACAUCGAGCCGCUCAAUGAGGAUCAGGCGAGGGAAACGCUGCGCCAGAUCGCUGCGAACGCCCAACGCGCACCGGGAACCGCGUCGGGAAGCUCGGCUGGAAGUACGAUAGAUAUCUGGAAGGACGUUGAGGGCCAGGUUCGUGAGGGAGACUAUGUCGACUAUGACUUGCCCUCAUGGGACAAGAGACGCGCCAUUGCCAUCGAUUUGACAAUACACGAUGACUGUGAGGUAGACAUCUUCGUGAGCCCCAAAACCAACAGGCAACGGGCAGUUCCACGAGAUACCGAACACACUUUCGGCGAUUUUUCUUCGCCGAAGGAUGGGGUAAAGCACAUCAUCAUCCAGCCGACGAACGUGGAGCUCGAAGGCGCCGAAAGCUUGAUGAUAUCCAUUCACGGCUUCUCUGAUCCAAAGGUUGGCUCGGCACGAACAAAGCCAUGUCGUUACACACUCCGCGCAAGAGCUACCGAUAUCCAAGGCUCUCCCGCCACCGCUGCCGAAACUGGCAGCCCGCAACUGUCUGCAGACGAAGAACAAUGCGCAAACUGCCUGCAGGUAAUACCGAAACGGACAAUGAUGCUCCACGAGAACUUUUGCCUCAGGAACAACAUCGUCUGCCCACAAUGCAAGGGUGUCUUCCAGAAACAAUCUGAGGAAUGGAAGAACCACUGGCACUGUCCCACCCACCCGGAUGCUUACGGCCACGACGCUCAAACCAAGAGCAAACACGACCAUGUCCAACACACGCAACACACCUGCGCGUCUUGCGGGCCAUCCUCGACAUUUACGUUCCCCUCACUCCCCGAGCUCGCCCGCCACCGCACGACGAUCUGCCCGGGCAAGCUGAUCCUCUGCCAGUUCUGCCACCUGGAGGUGCCGCAGGAAGGGGACCCGCUGGACCCGUCCUCGGAGGCGGAGACGGUGAUCUCGGGGCUGACGGCGCACGAGCGGGCCGACGGCGCCCGCACGACCGACUGCCACCUCUGCGGCGCCAUCAUCCGGCUGCGCGACAUGGCGGCACACACAACAAACCACGAGCUCGACAAGGCGGCGCGCGCGCCGCCCAUCCUCUGCCGCGACGCCCUCUGCGGCCGCACCCUGCACGGCAUCGGCCCGCGCGGCCAGGUCAACGGCGGCACCCGCAUGGGCCAGGGCCCCGGCAACGACCUCGGCCUGUGCAGCCUGUGCUUCUCGCCCCUGUACGUCAACAUGCACGACCCCGAGGGCAGGGCCCUGCGCCGCCGCAUCGAGCGCCGCUACCUCUCGCAGCUGAUGGCCGGCUGCGGCAGGAAGUGGUGCGCCAACGAGUGGUGCAAGACCGGGCGCGCCAACGAAGGGCUGGAGAAAUGGGGCAGCACCGCCGCCGCCGCCCUGCCGCUGGUCAAGCCGCUGCUGGAGCAGCUCGCGGACCAUGGGGCGCCGAUGCGCUUCUGUGUGGACGAGGCGUCGCAGCGGCGGAAGAAGACGGCCGAGAUGAUGGCGGCGGAGGGGGUGUGGGAGCUGGAGUGGUGCGUUGCGGCGCUGGAGGCCGAGGGCGGGAAUCUGGCGAGGGCGAGGGGCUGGCUUGGGGAUUGGGCGCCGACCAAGGUUGCU